AUGAACUCGCUAACGGCGGUCACCAAAGCUGUUAUUGAUGCAAGUCCUUGGGAGCAGGAUCCGAAAUGCUGCCCGGUAUCGUGGCGAUCCGAAGCCUUCGAAGAUGCGGGUUCAAGACCGCUGGUAAUUGCCAUCAUGCGUGACGAUGGGGUCGUGAAAUGUCAUCCACCUAUCACCCGCGUACUGAAUGAAGUCGCCAUGAAGCUCGAAGAGGCUGGGCAUGAAAUGAUAACGUGGAACCCAGGUACCCUUCAUCAGGAGUGUAUUGACAUCAUGGAUCAGUACUACACUGCAGACGGUGGUGAAGACAUCCGGCGAGACGUUGCUGCUGGCGGAGAACCAUUCAUUCCGCAUGUAGAAGCUCUCGUCAACAAAGGCAAGGCAAUCUCGGUUUACGAUUACUGGCAGUUGAACAAAAAGAAGCUUGAACUGCAGAAGCGCUACCUUGACCUCUGGAACUCAACAAGGUCUGCUAAUUCUGGCAAACCAAUCGACAUCCUUCUCACACCUGUCAUGCCUCACUCUGCUGUACCUCACCGAAAAUGUAAAUGGGUUGGAUACACGAAGGUCUUCAACUUUGUCGACUAUCCGGCUGUCGUUCUGCCUGCUGGUCAAGUUUCGAAAGAUCUUGAUGGCGAAGCUGCGAAGAAGAUGAGCGAGUAUGAGCCUAGGAAUGCAAUGGACGACUGGAAUUGGCAGACGUUCGAUUUGGAUACUAUGGAUGGCAUGCCGAUUGGUGUGCAGAUCGUAGCUCGAAGACUGCAGGAGGAGAAGGCUCUAGGCGCGGCCACAGUCAUUGAUAGCAUACUGAAGAAGCGGGCCUAA
Alternaria atra is the source of this 825-nucleotide messenger RNA. RefSeq lists its product as uncharacterized. The record is from RefSeq and is a predicted model, not a curated record. The transcript has 2 exons. Bases 1 to 825 code for a protein of 274 amino acids. Lineage: Eukaryota; Fungi; Ascomycota; Dothideomycetes; Pleosporales; Pleosporaceae.